CCGGUCAUCAUACCUCGAGUAUCCUCCGUGUUGUCCAGACACGUUCCACGUUCUCCAACGUUUCGUCCAUUUUCGUCUCAUCUCGCGAUACCGAUACUGGUCCCGGGCCAAUCGCGUUCCCGCAUCAUCUCAUUAAGAAUCGUCAAAAAAAGUAGUCGGCCUGAGUUCACGCCCGUUGAGUAAGAAAAUAACUUGUAAAUUUACAAUCGCAACCGAACAGGAAGCAUCCUGCAGUCACCGGCUUCAACCAGAAUCGUAGAAAACAAUAACUUAGGAACUGGAAUCAAGUAGAGAGCAACUCUCUUGACAGAUUUUAGAAUAGACCGAGGUCAAGUAGAUAGGUGAAUCCGAUAAGUUCACGAGUUGCAUUCGAACGAAAGGCAACUCGACAAACAGCCGUUCAAUGUUAUCAAUCAACAUGCGUGUAUUCAAGACUGUACUACUCAUCGCGUUCUUCGCAAGCGUUCAGUGUUUACCCGUCAUCGACAAGUCGACUGAGUCCGAAAUUGAUUCCAAGAUCGAAAUCAAAGAUGAAAUCAUAUCGGUGAUACCGCAGGAGACAGCUGUAACCUUCGCCGCACCGACGUCUACGCUCUCCGAUGCCAUCGAUUAUUACGAUCAACGGCAGAAUGGAACUGAGAACUAUCGCAUCCACUUGGACGGUCUUGUAUUCGUAUUUGCGCCAGUCGAGGCACUGCUCCUGGCCGGCGCCACCGGCAACUCGGAACAUAAUUUAUCAAUUUCCAAUCAAAAGGUAUCCACUCCGCCGACGAUCCAGUCCAUCAACGAACUAGACAAACCCAUCAUCGAUAGCGUUCCCAACAAAACCGAUUUGGCGAUCUCGAAGACACUAAACAAACCAGCUGUACUAUUGAUGAAUUUCUUGUCACCCUUGAUACGGCGCAUACGUCAUGUGCGAGGCACGAGCGUGCACUAAAACGAUUCCUCGAUGCUUGCAAUUCUACAUACACAAUAUUCCGUCUACAGCAUAUAUUAAGAAAACGGGAUAGGAUAUCUGCAUCUACAGGGAUGAUGGACGAGUACUCAUAGAAUAUAACGUGUAUGAUUGACGAUCGAAUUGAUGUCGUACCACGCAUUUACAUGGUGUUUAGUAUUAAUAAAAGGACGUGCUAAUAUUAGCAUUAAUCCUCGAACUCAUUUCUCUGUAACUUAAAAGAUGGCUUUUAAAUGAAUAUACAUAAAAUUAGAAAUGGCGAUUUCAUUCACCUUAUCCGUACAAUGUAACGGGCGAUUGUGAUUCAGUAACCACAUAUGUAUUUACAUGUUAAACAAGCUAAAUACAAUAUUCGCUUUGCCAUAAUUCCGUUUUGAUUUAGCGUCACAAUAUA
This is a messenger RNA of Atta colombica, 1349 nucleotides long. RefSeq lists its product as uncharacterized. The record is from RefSeq and is a predicted model, not a curated record. Lineage: Eukaryota; Metazoa; Arthropoda; Insecta; Hymenoptera; Formicidae. The transcript is spliced from 3 exons. The coding region runs from base 404 to 937 and encodes 177 amino acids.